AUGUUCCGUGUGUCCUGUAGCAGCUUUGAAAGCCUCAUUUCUAGUUAUACUGCGGUUUUUCUUUGCCCUGGACUGCUGAAAGGAGUAUACCAGAGCGAACACUUAUUUGAAUCUGACCACCAGUCUGGUGCCUGGUGCAAGGACCCUCUGCAGGCGUCCGACAAGAUCUACUAUAUGCCCUGGACACCAUACCGGACGGACACACUGACGGAGUACUCCUCCAAGGACGACUUCAUCGCUGGGAGGCCAACCACCACCUACAAACUCCCCCACCGGGUGGACGGCACGGGAUUCGUGGUGUACGACGGGGCUUUGUUCUUCAACAAGGAGCGCACUAGGAACAUCGUCAAGUUUGACUUGCGGACAAGGAUAAAGAGCGGGGAGGCUAUCAUAGCUAAUGCAAAUUACCAUGACACCUCUCCCUACCGCUGGGGAGGCAAGUCUGAUAUAGACCUGGCCGUGGAUGAGAACGGGCUCUGGGUAAUCUAUGCAACAGAACAAAAUAAUGGCAAAAUAGUCAUUAGCCAGUUAAACCCUUACACGUUAAGGAUUGAAGGGACGUGGGAUACUGCCUAUGACAAGAGGUCGGCUUCUAACGCCUUCAUGAUCUGUGGGAUUUUAUACGUGGUGAAGUCUGUGUAUGAAGAUGAUGAUAAUGAAGCCACAGGGAAUAAAAUAGACUACAUCUAUAACACUGACCAAAGCAAGGAUAGCAUGGUGGAUGUGCCCUUUCCAAACUCUUACCAGUACAUCGCUGCUGUGGAUUAUAAUCCCCGGGACAACCUCCUUUAUGUAUGGAACAACUAUCACGUCGUGAAGUAUUCCUUGGAUUUUGGCCCGCUGGACAGCAGAGCAG
Messenger RNA from Pterocles gutturalis (yellow-throated sandgrouse), 856 nucleotides. RefSeq names its product latrophilin-3-like. The annotation marks the transcript as partial. Gene Ontology annotation, biological process: signal transduction. The record is from RefSeq and is a predicted model, not a curated record. The transcript has 2 exons. Lineage: Eukaryota; Metazoa; Chordata; Aves; Pterocliformes; Pteroclidae.